AAAAAAAGAAAAGAAGGACCUAAAGGAAGAGAAGGAAGGGAGAGGAAAGAUCGACGUCCGGCUAGGCGGCGUUCACUUGGCGUGGCAUUGGGUAUUGUUUGACGUGGACAUCUUUUUAUCUAGGGAAAGGUAAACUGCGUACCUCUGUACACCAUGGGAGCCUCUGAGGAAGGGAAGAAUGAGCCUGAACAGCUUCGCAAGCUGUUCAUUGGGGGUCUUGAUUACCGCACCACUGAUGACUCAAUGAAAGAAUACUUCGAGCAGUGGGGAGAAGUUGUUGAUGUUGUCGUCAUGAAGGACCCUAAAACUCGAAGGUCUCGUGGGUUUGGUUUUAUCACAUAUGCCCAAGCACACAUGGUUGAUGCUGCUAUGUCAGCAAGACCACAUAAAAUUGACGGAAGAGAAGUUGAAUCCAAACGAGCUGUUCCUAGAGAGGAUAUUGGUCGCCCAGAAGCAGGUGCUACAGUGAAGAAACUUUUUGUUGGUGGUGUUAAAGAUGCACACACUGAAGACAACCUUCGAGAUUAUUUCAGCCAAUUUGGCAAUGUUGUGUCAGUGAGCAUUGUACUGGACAAAGAAACUGGAAAGAAACGAGGCUUUGGAUUUGUUGAGUAUGACGAUCACGAUGCUGUUGACAAAGUUGUGCUUCACAAGAACCACCAUGUUUGUGGACAUUCAGUGGAUGUGAAGAAAGCCAUUAGCAAAGCAGAACUACAGGCUGGAGGUGGACCACGGGGUGGAAGAGGCGGCGGCGGUGGAGGCGGCGGCGGCGGUGGCGGUGGUUCUGGAGGCUGGGGCGGCAACGACUCCUGGGGAGGCAGAGGAGGAGGUGGUGGCGGCGGCGGCAACAGCUGGGGAGGUCAAGGCAGUUAUGGAGGUGGACCAUGGGAUAAUCAGGGCGGAGGCGGAGGUUGGGGAAACCAAGGAGGCGGUAACCAGAGUUGGGGAAGUGGAAUGUCAGGUGGUGGAGGAUAUGGAGAAGGUGGAUAUGACAACUAUAACCAGCAAGGAUAUGGUGGUGGUCCAGUACGUAACAACUAUGGUUCUUCCAACCGAAGCCAGCCCUAUGGUGGCGGUGGCGGCGGUGGCGGCGGCGGAGGAUAUGGUGGUGGAUCCGGCGGCUAUGGAGGAGGCUCCCGCCGAUACUAGUUUCUGCUUGCGGGUAGUUCAUGGAGUCAGGCAGGCAGGCAGACAGGCAAGGGAGGUUAGGCAGUUAGAAGACAGCCUAAAGCUCUAUGAGCCACACAACAGCCCAGGAGCAGGAGCAGAACAGGAAUCCAUCUUAUGUAGUGCGAAGUACCUAGUGCAAUAAGACUGUGAGAAACAAGCGCCACAUGCUUCACAGAUCUUGCAUAUUAAGUUAACUGUCCAUUAAAUGAAAGAUUUUCCCCAUUUUA
Molecule: messenger RNA, 1397 nt
Organism: Frankliniella occidentalis (western flower thrips)
Lineage: Eukaryota; Metazoa; Arthropoda; Insecta; Thysanoptera; Thripidae
Product: heterogeneous nuclear ribonucleoprotein 87F
Exons: 8
Coding region: 154-1149 (331 amino acids)
Molecular function (GO): RNA binding
Source: RefSeq, a predicted model, not a curated record